Molecule: messenger RNA, 389 nt
Organism: Acromyrmex echinatior (Panamanian leafcutter ant)
Lineage: Eukaryota; Metazoa; Arthropoda; Insecta; Hymenoptera; Formicidae
Product: UDP-glucosyltransferase 2
Molecular function (GO): UDP-glycosyltransferase activity
Source: RefSeq, a predicted model, not a curated record
GACCGAGUUUGUGAAGCGACGGCAAAAUUAUUUUCCUUGGAUUAACCAAUGGUUAACGUGAUCGAUAAUGUCGAAGUAUUUGAACAAUAUCAAAACAAUGUCAGCGAUAGUACAGGACGAAUUAGUGAAACCUAUUGACAGGGCGGCGUGGCAUGUGGAACACGUAUUGAAAUUUCCAAACUCGAGACAUUUACGAUAUCAUGGACAUGAUAUGUCAUGGAUACAUUAUUAUGCUACAUAUCUGUGCUUAGGUACAGGUUUCAUUUUGUUAUUAUACAUCUAUUACAUAUUGUAUGACAAAAUUGUUAGCCCUUUUGUAAAAAUGACAUGUUUUAGUAACUUAAAACAAUGGAUAAAUAACUUGAAACGAAAACUCGAUUAAAUAUAAA